This is a messenger RNA of Archocentrus centrarchus (flier cichlid), 1719 nucleotides long. Its product is annotated as programmed cell death 1 ligand 1-like. Gene Ontology annotation, biological process: cell surface receptor signaling pathway; T cell costimulation; immune response. NCBI's taxonomy places the organism in Eukaryota, Metazoa, Chordata, Actinopteri, Cichliformes, Cichlidae. Gene Ontology annotation, cellular component: external side of plasma membrane. The record is from RefSeq and is a predicted model, not a curated record.
GCGCAGAGACUCCAGAUCACAUCGUAGCUGAAGGAAGAAGGAAAUAACUAAUGAACACACAACCAGCUGGUGCCUGACCUGCAGAUUUCAAUGGACUGGCCCCUUCUUGUAGUUUUCCAAGUGUUACUUCAGCCCUCUCUCUCAGUCUUGUUUACUGUGGAGGCAGAGCAAAGCCAGUACAUGUCAGAGUUUGAAGGAAGUGUUGUGAUGGGCUGCAAGUUCAAUCCCAAACCGUCCUAUCCUCAUUCUGACCUGAACGUGACCUGGCACUGGAUUACCUCCAGCUCAGUUGAGGACGUGAUCCGGCUGGACAAUGGAGUGGAGCACUCAACAUCUCCAAAGUAUCAGGGACGAGUGCGGCUUCUGACUGAGGAGCUGAAGGAAGGCUGGGCUAAGCUAAAGAUGUCCAGGCUCCAGAUCAGUGAUGCUGGGACGUACCAGUGUGUGGUUCAUUCAGCAGAUGGCGCUGACUAUAAAACUAUAACCUUGUCUGUUGAAGCAUCUUAUAAACUAGUAACUAAACACAUUGAGAGGGCUGCAGAGGGCAAUGAGGUGCUGAUAACCUGCCAGUCUGAGGGAUACCCCGAGGCUCCUGUUGAGUGGCGGAAUGGACAGCUGAAGAGAUUCAAUCCCAACACCACUGUUGAAUCAACAGCAGACCAGCUUUUUAAGAUCACCAGUCAGAUAAAAGUCAGCUCAUCAGAAAAAAACAACUACACAUGCACAUUUACAAAGGAUGGCCUCUCUGCAACAUUUCAUAUUCCAGAUGAACUACCGUCUCCUCAUGUAAAAAACGAUGCUCUCAUCGUUUUAUUGAGCAUAGUCGUGAUAAUGAUUUUCAUCGGUGUCGGAGUGUUCACCUAUCGACGACGAAAAGGAGUCAGCUCUCCCAGCACUCACAGCACCAGGAACCUCCUGGAAAGGCCUGCUCCCACAGCUGCUUCCUGUCAGAAAAGAGAUGACAACUAUGAGAACAAGAUAACUAUUUGUAAUGAAGGUCACACAGAGGAAAAUCUGGGUGCGGAGGAGCUACCUCAUAGGCUGCAUAACAAUGAUGGCCACCCUGUGGAUCUCCUCGCUUUACUCCCGGAAGCUGAUGAGACACUUUUCUUUGAGGGACCUCCAGGAAGCAGGAAAACAACUGUAGCCCACAUCCUGAUCUCAUCCUGGACUGAAGGGCCCACACACGCCCUCUCUAACUUCCUCGAUCUCAGCGGACUUCAUCUUCUCUUAUAUGUUGACUGCAGCACUUUGAAGCGUGACUUGUUUCAGGAGAUAAGAACUCACAAGAUAUCAACAGAAGAACUGAAGACAGUCUUAAACAGGACCAGCCAGGCUCUGCUCAUGUUGGAUGGUUACAAAGAAGGGAACCAGUCUCUUGAUUCAUUGCGGACGUUUUUACAUGAAAAAGUAGGUUGCAGGGUGCUGGUCAUGGCCAGCCCAGGAGACUGCCCUGUGCUUAAGCAAACAGUUGGGACUGAAGGAAUUCGAAAGCUCCAAAUGCAAACAGCAAAGUACUGAGUUUAAAAAAAGUUUCUGACCAACAAAAACUGUAUAUGUGUAAAAUAUUUAACAACUUAGGUUUUAUGUGUGUGUGUGUGUGCAUGAAAAAGAGAGAGUGAGAGAGAGAGAGAGAGAGAGAGACAUGUUUACAUUUUUUGAGCCCAAAUAUGCUGCACAGUAUAUUGAAUUCAGUGAUACAAAUAAUGAUUUUGUAUU